GGUCUCGGCCGCUCAAGCAAGAAGAAGAAGAAGAAGACAGAGCUUCCAUCAUGGUGGCUGUGAAGAAAACCAAGAAGACCCAUGAGUCUAUCAACAACAGACUCGCUCUUGUCAUGAAGAGUGGCAAGUUCACCCUCGGCUACAAGACCGUCAUCGACACCCUCCGUAACUCCAAAGGGAAGCUGAUUAUUAUCUCGAACAAUUGCCCACCUCUAAGGAAGUCCGAAAUCGAGUACUACGCCAUGCUUGCCAAGGUUGGAGUUCAUCACUACAAUGGAAACAAUGUUGACUUAGGUACAGCCUGUGGCAAGUACUUCCGUGUGUCAUGCCUAAGCAUUAUCGAUCCAGGUGAUUCGGAUAUCAUCAAGACGCUGCCUGGUGAUCAGUGAAUGGAUUGUGGACACUGCCUCUGUAUUACAUUAUUUUAGGCUUGUUUGUGCUUUAUGAACGAUGAUGUAUGCCCCGGUGGUCUUUAAAGAUUUUGUUUGUGGGUAUGUUAGUAUUCACUUGAUCAGACAAGAUCCUGCGUUUAAGAUUUUUCAAGUUAAUUUUGUUACAAUUGGAUACUCACAUUCCUAUUUUA
Argentina anserina (silverweed cinquefoil) is the source of this 583-nucleotide messenger RNA. Its product is annotated as 60S ribosomal protein L30. The coding region runs from base 51 to 389 and encodes 112 amino acids. The record is from RefSeq and is a predicted model, not a curated record. Lineage: Eukaryota; Viridiplantae; Streptophyta; Magnoliopsida; Rosales; Rosaceae. The transcript is spliced from 4 exons. Gene Ontology annotation, cellular component: cytosolic large ribosomal subunit. Gene Ontology annotation, molecular function: RNA binding; structural constituent of ribosome.